AAAAUGGCUGAUUUUAAAAAAACUUCAAAGAUUACCCACUCAUUGAAUGUACUUACAUCAUUCAAUGAACUAAAACAAUCCGACUGCAUUUGUAACUUCACAAUCAAAGUUGGUGACAAAUCUUUCAAAGUCCAUCGAGACCUGCUUGCCGCAGUAUCAAAGUACUUCAAAGGCAUGUUUUCAAGUAACAUGGUUGAGGCUCGGAAUGGUUUUGUCAUUAUGAAAGACUUAUGUGCUGAUGCUGUGUGGCAGUGUGUAGAUUUCAUGUAUACUGGUGAAGCAAAUCCAUCCAUGGAAUCUGUUGAGAAUACUUUGUAUGCUUCCCACUUAAUGCAGCUUGAUGUAUUAUCAAGUAUAUGCUUUAAUUUCAUGGAAAAUAAUCUGUCAGUGCAGCAUUGCCUCCUAGUGGUCAGGUUGGCAAAGCUUUAUGAUCAUACAGAGUUACAAAUCAUUGCUGAGCGAUUCAUUGUGGAUAAUUUUGAGUCUCUGAUUUUGGGUGAAAAUCUUCUACAUCUGAGCAAAGAAGAACUCGUAUUUUAUGUGCAAAAAUUGGAUAAAAAGCAUGAAGUAGUUUGGCAUGCUGUGAGAAGAUGGAUUUCAAACAAAGGUGAAGAAAUAGGAUCAGAAUUAAUGGAGAUUUUGCAUUUUGGAGAGUUUCCUUUUAAAUUUUUACUCACUGAUCUUCUAAAUGAUUCUUUGGUCGAAAGUUCUUCAGAUGCAAAAAGUUUUGUCGUUAAAAUAUUGCUUUCGAAUAUCGAUGGGUUGAAAAAGAAUUUGUCUCUCGACACUUUAUUUAUUUUGAGGAAGAUUGACCCAAUCGAAAACCAAGUUUGCUCAGAGGAUGUCAGAAAUAUAAUCAAUGAAUUUAUGGCUCAAAAUUUUGAACAGAUCGUACCGAUGGAUGAAUUUAUUGAGUUGAAAAAGGAUGAAAUUUUUUUCUUGUUCAAAUCUCCGGAAACAAAAUAUUUUCCAGAGAAAAUUAAAUGGGAAGCUGCACUGAAAUGGGCCAAACAAAGUCGUCGUCAUCAGAAACUUUUUUCAGACUUGUUCGAGUUGAUAAAACUUGAGGAAUUUUCUGAUGAUUUUAUUCGACAAACAGUCCGAAAUGAACCUUUAGUUAAAGAGUCGCAUAAGUGUAAAGAUUUAUUGCUUGAUGUUCUCUAUCCCAAAGCUCAGGCUGGUAAACUUGUCCCACAUAUUGCUGUCUCAACGCAGUGUGGUAUAAAGGCUCUGAAUCUCCAAACAAAUCAAUGGUCUAGUUUGCAGUCAGAUUAUGAGGUUGGCUUCCAUCUUGUCAAUGCUGAGGGACGAUUUUAUGCUUCAGAUGGGAAUAAAUUGUCUUUGCUACAAGAAGGUCAAUGGAUUAAGAAGACCAAGCUUGAACGGGCGAGUGAUAUGUUCGACCGUAUGGUUUAUCUCAAGGGUGGGAUUUAUAUUAUUAACGUCGGUAGGCAUACAAUUCGAUAUGACAUUGCCAAAGACAGAUGGGAUAAAAAUUUACCUCCAUGUGAUCUUGAUGAUGGUUUUUGUGCUGCGGCCUCUCAUGAGUUUAUAUAUGCGAUGGGAGGUGGUUCAAUACCAGGAGAAGCAAACGUAUACGAUCCUAAAACGAAUAAAUGGUCUUCCUUGCCACAGAUGAUUUAUGAAUCUUAUGAUAGUGCAGCAGUCGUUUUUCAAAGUAUGGUUUAUGUACUGGGAAGUUGGGAUGUUCCCAACCUAGUUCAAUGUUAUAACCCUGUUGUUCGCUCAUGGACAGAAAUUUCAAAAAUGAAGAUGAAUAGAGAAUAUUUCGGUGCAUGUGUUAUUGAUAAUAAGAUGUUUGCAGUUGGUGGUGCUAUAAGUGGAGGCCUGGCUAAGGAUUCUAUUGAAACAUACAAUCAAGAAUCUGGUGAAUGGGAAAUAGUCUGUGAAUUCGAUCGAUCCGAGGUGCAAUGGAGUUAUUGCUGCAGUUAUGCUUGCUAA
Styela clava is the source of this 1962-nucleotide messenger RNA. Its product is annotated as kelch-like protein 36. The record is from RefSeq and is a predicted model, not a curated record. Lineage: Eukaryota; Metazoa; Chordata; Ascidiacea; Stolidobranchia; Styelidae. Gene Ontology annotation, molecular function: protein binding.